AUGCUUAUCAACGGUGAGAAAUGGGCCUGUGAGACGUGUAUUAAAGGUCAUAGAGCUACUCACUGCAAACACACAGAUCGCAAACUGAUCUUUAUAAAAAGAAAAGGAAGGCCUUCAACUCAGUGUAGUCGUUGUAGAGAACUCAGAGUAGUUCGACAACUACACGUCAAGUGCGACUGUGAAAAGCAAGACUCCAAAGUGAAAAAAAAUUUAAAUGUGAAUGCUACUUCUAUUACCAUCAAGAAGAGACGAAAAUUAGAAGUAUUGCGACCUAUUGCACCUAAACAAGAAACUGAAUCCAUCAGUUGUUGUUCCAAGAAUUCAAUAUCAUCAUCUGUUCAACAUACACCCUCACCACCAGCAGUAGAUAUUUUACAACCAUCCAUAGCAUCACCGUUACCACUACAACUGUCUUCUUCACUCCCGUUACCAUCGCAACCAUCUUCGCCGUCUUGUUCUUCAGUACCAUCCCUACCGCAACAAACACCAUCCUGUUGUUCUCAAAAGACACCAGCGCCAGCACCAUCCUGUUGUUCUAAAAAACCAAGCAACCAAACAGCAGAAGAGGAAGUGGAAAAGAUUCAUGAAUUGGCUUUAAAGCCAGUGCCAUUACCAAAUAUACCACCACCUACUUCCUGCUGUGGACCCGCAUUGAAAAAUCAACAAGGGGAAACCAUUCGAGUCGUAACAUGUCGCUGUGGUGAUUCAUGUGCCUGUAUUGGUUGCGACGCACAUCCUUCGCGUGCCAUGAAGGAAGGUACAAAUGAUGUCUAUAUUGGGUUUGAUAGUAGAAAAAGACUAUCGAUAUCUUCUUUUUUAUCCCCAAGGCAAGAUCAAGUUCAACAAGAACCUUCUUCUAUCUUGUUAGAAAAUGGUAUUUCGCUCUGUGGAUGUGGGUGUUCAAAGACACUUGAAGAAUGCCCAGGUUGCUUUGAAGGCUUUUUGUGUUCUUCAAAUAAAUAA
Molecule: messenger RNA, 963 nt
Organism: Gilbertella persicaria
Lineage: Eukaryota; Fungi; Mucoromycota; Mucoromycetes; Mucorales; Choanephoraceae
Product: copper fist DNA binding domain-containing protein
Exons: 5
Coding region: 1-963 (320 amino acids)
Biological process (GO): intracellular copper ion homeostasis; intracellular iron ion homeostasis; positive regulation of transcription by RNA polymerase II
Cellular component (GO): nucleus
Molecular function (GO): RNA polymerase II cis-regulatory region sequence-specific DNA binding; copper ion binding; DNA-binding transcription factor activity, RNA polymerase II-specific
Source: RefSeq, a predicted model, not a curated record